Leguminivora glycinivorella is the source of this 2275-nucleotide messenger RNA. Its product is annotated as centromere protein J-like. The record is from RefSeq and is a predicted model, not a curated record. Lineage: Eukaryota; Metazoa; Arthropoda; Insecta; Lepidoptera; Tortricidae. Gene Ontology annotation, molecular function: tubulin binding. The coding region runs from base 103 to 879 and encodes 258 amino acids. The transcript is spliced from 3 exons. Gene Ontology annotation, cellular component: nucleus; centriole; centrosome. Gene Ontology annotation, biological process: cilium assembly; centriole elongation.
CACAGAUCUCACAAAUCACCAGUACCUGUGAUAAACCAUGAGCCAGAUUAUUUACCCAGUUCUAGUAGAUCUAAUCACUCUCAAGGCAGAUCUACAUCACCAAUGUCUACUGUUACCAACCGAACGUAUAGCUGUAGCAGCCAAAGGAUGCCUACAGUAAUAAAUAGAGAAUAUUUAGAUAAUAGAACUUUAGAACCACCAAGUAAAAGUAGUAUAACAAAGACAGAUCUUACCCCUACUGAAAUAAGAAAGCCUGAUGGUUCUAAAGAACUUAGAUUCCCUAAUGGCAAUGUAAAACAUCUGUCUGCUGAUGGCAAAUAUUCUAAGUUUGUGUAUUACAAUGGGGAUGUAAAGGAAAACUUCUACAAUGAAGGAAGGAUAAAGUAUUACUAUGCUGAAACAAAAACUUAUCAUACAACUCAUCCUGAUGGAUUGGAAGUUUUGGAGUUUCCUGAUGGCCAAGUAGAGAAGCGCUACAAAGACGGUUCCUCCGAGAUCCGUCUACCAAACGGUACCGUCCGCUACUACGACCCGAAGAACCCUCACGUUCGCGAAGAAUGGCGGUUCCCAGAUGGCGCCACUCUCACUGCCUCUGCGUCGGGCGAACGUCGUGUGGUCUUCCCUAAUGGGCAAGUCGAAGUCCACACUAAGGACCAUAAGCGUCGCGAGUUCCCCGACGGCACAGUGAAGUUGGUAUACAAUGACGGCACGGCAGAAACCCGGUACGCUCUGGCCGGGUCCGCAUCAAGGACAAACACGGGAACCUCAUCAUGGACUCCGUGCCGAGCUGAUUGGGACUUAGGUAGGCCUUAUAAAGUGAAAGAUUGGGCGUCAGAAACUUUUCAACAGAAGUCGCCGCCGCUGCUGAGAUCAUUUUAAACUUUAUCUACAUAUUUAAAGACUAGUAGAUAUUACUAGACUAACUCAACCAAGUCGCGCGGCGCCGCGAGUGGCCGCGCGACUAAAAAAGUUUAAAAUUAUUUCACACUAAACUGCUCGCCGCGUCGCUGGCAUUCCGGUGUGAACCGACCCUAAGGCUUUGGUCCCACCGCGAGCUAAUAAGCUAUGAUCUAUCGGCUAUAAAAACGAACAAAAGAUAGCACUCCCGUGCAAAUAGAAGAGACACGGCGAGAGGGGAUACUCCUAGCAUCAAGGGUGCACAAGGUAUCCUGUAGCCACAAUCUGUUUGCAUCAAUCACGAUUGACGGACUAACGAACUCAGGGUACGUAGCCGAAUGGCACAAACGCUCACGAAACGAAACGCUCGUAGAUAUCUAUCUCUAUCGCUCUUGCGUAGUGGUGUGACAGAACCACACUACUAUUCACGGCGUUUAAGAAAUGCCAUUCGGCUACGACACCAGGAGUGAAAGUUCAUGCAAUAGGAUAUACUGAACGCUUUAGUGACAGAUUGAUUUAGCCAUUUGGUGCAAUGCAACACUCGUCAACUCUAUUGAACUUUUUCACGGUAACAUACAUACACUCACACCUGUUUCUCAAAGGGGUAGGAAGAGAUCCCGGAUUUCCAUUUGUUACGAUCCUGACGGUAACACAUAGUUCGAUUAUUAGGGCCACCACAUCUAGCGUCUCGCGAGCGUAGUGUCGGGCCAACUGUAUUAUGGCAAAGCAUGCUAGAUGUGGGAGGGCCCUUAGGAAUACCGGUGGACGUAAUAAUGUGCAACUUGUCAGAGACGUUGGUGUCAUGAAGUAGUAAACUCAUUAGGCCAAAGCACAUUUUGCCUCGUGGUAAUUAACUUGUAUAAAAUGAAGUUCAAUUAAUUUGAAAUAGAUUAGUCUCAUUUCUUUUAUAUGUUAUUUAGGCUAUGACACGGAAUUAUACAAAAUUUGGUUAAAUGAGAGCUGAUGCAAUAAUGUGUUAUAAUUUCUAAGAUUCAUCAGAAUAUCGUCACUACUUUAAAAAAUCUCGUAUCUCACGCUGUUCCUCAAAGUUGAAACGCAGUAAGUCUAUAGACUUGCAUAAUAUAUGCAUUCCAUACAUACUUACUACAAUUUUCUUUUCAUUGACAGACGAAGAUACAAGUUUUUUAAAAAGUAGUGACGAUAAUAUUAUGUAAAGCUACUUUGAAUUUGUAUGAUAUGAAUAAAAUUUGAUUUCACAUUUAAUUUGUAUAUAACGCUGGCGUAUUAAAUAAUGUUUUGUUCAAUAAAUAAAGACGUUAUCCCUUGCCAGAUAAAAAUGUGCCAAUGUAUAUGUUUUGCAGAUUUUAAUAUAUAUUUUAUACCUAAGCCAAGAUGUACAAUUAAAAACGCUUGUUUA